CUCAGGGUCUGAGUGAGAAGGCAAUGCCAGGCCUGCCCGGGCAGCCAGGCGGGCCCCAAGCCCCCGCAGGUCAGAGAGGCUCCCAAGGCAGGUGGUGCCACUCUCCUUAGGUUGAAGGAUGUGUUCCAAGUCGCCCGGCGAGGGGACAGUUCCGGGAAGGCUGGGAGGGGCCCAGAGGCACAUGCGGCGUGCCCCUCACUCCUGGUCCUGCUCCCCAGGCAGGGAGAUAGCAUCACGCAAGGAGGGGGCAGCCCACCAGCCCUCGGCCGACGUGGCGGAGCCUGGAAGGCCACGUCUGGAAGUCCAGGCCUCACCCCGGGAGCCAGGCUUGCCGAAGGGGGUCAGGCCUGGGCUGAAGUGGGAAACGGCCCGUUGCAGGGGCUGAGUGGGGAAGCUGGCCCAGCAGGGAGAGGCUGUGGCUGUCACCCAGCAAGCAGCCAGGUCGGUGGGCUGGACGCUGACCUCGGGCGAGAUGGGCUGAGGCGAGGUGUGGAUCCUCGCAGUGACCCCUCAGCUGACCCAAGCUGUGUGCCCGGCUGAGGCCACAGGCAAAGCCAGGCACACUGUCCUCAGGCUCCUUACAAGAACAACAGAGGCAUCUCCAGCGCGUCACCAAGCCCUAAAUAGAGCAGCCCAGCCAUGGCAUCCCCCACCAAGACUUCUUGGACUGGGCGGCAGCACGCGGCCAGGCCAGGCGGCCGGACAGGCUCCAAGCUCAGGACCUCAGGAUGGGAGAUGAGGAGAAGCGGAACAGGGCCAUCACGGCCCGCAGGCAGCACCUGAAGAGCGUGAUGCUGCAGAUAGCGGCCACAGAGCUGGAGAAGGAGGAGAGCCGCCGCGAGGCCGAGAAGCAGAACUACCUGUCAGAGCAUUGCCCACCACUGCACAUCCCGGGCUCCAUGUCAGAAGUGCAGGAGCUCUGCAAACAGCUGCACGCCAAGAUCGACGCGGCUGAAGAGGAGAAGUACGACAUGGAGGUGAAGGUGCAGAAGAGCAGCAAGGAGCUGGAGGACAUGAACCAGAAGCUGUUUGAUCUGCGGGGCAAGUUCAAGCGGCCCCCGCUGCGGAGGGUGCGCAUGUCAGCUGACGCCAUGCUCAAGGCCCUGCUGGGCUCCAAGCACAAGGUGUGCAUGGACCUGAGGGCCAACCUGAAGCAGGUCAAGAAGGAGGACACAGAGAAGGAGCGGGACCUGCGAGACGUGGGUGACUGGAGGAAGAACAUCGAGGAGAAGUCUGGCAUGGAGGGCCGGAAGAAGAUGUUUGAGUCCGAGUCCUAGGCUACUCACUGCCCCCACGCCUGCCCCGGUGCCCAGCUCCUAGCAGAACAUACUAGGGGGAUGCACCCAGAGCCUGCCAGGGAGGGCUGGCCUCACCUUCACUGUCAAUAAAGGAUUUGAAUCCCC
Molecule: messenger RNA, 1403 nt
Organism: Chlorocebus sabaeus (green monkey)
Lineage: Eukaryota; Metazoa; Chordata; Mammalia; Primates; Cercopithecidae
Gene: TNNI2
Product: troponin I2, fast skeletal type
Biological process (GO): skeletal muscle contraction; cardiac muscle contraction
Cellular component (GO): troponin complex
Source: RefSeq, a predicted model, not a curated record